ACAACCAUGUGUUCCUCAUCCUAUUGUGGAACAGCCCGAAUGACCGCCGCGCGAAAAGCCCGCUGGGGCGGCUCAGCCAACCAGGGACAGAAGAGAGGAUUUCUAAUUAGCGCAUCGAUUAUGAAUGUGUGCGGAUGCCCUCGUGCACAGGGACCUCUGGUGCAUGCUCAGCGUCGUGCGUUGUUGGGGAGAGGGGAUGGUGUCAAGGGUUUGAUCUUGAAUGCUUUACUUGAGCGAAGGAGGCCGGGAUGGGAGGAAGGAGCGCGACAUGUGUGAUCUGGAGUAAUACUCGCUGUUUUCGACUGAUGAGUUUGACAGAGUUGAGCUUUUUUACGUGCAUAAACAAGUGCUAGCCUAUGAAUCAACCUCCUUUGGGAAGAUUUUACAUAGUUCUUUUAGUCUAAAGAGCAAGGUUUUGGAAUCUGAAAUUGGUGAGCAGAGGAGCCAGCUGUGCUUUGGAGGCAUUAAUUAUUUUGGCAAAAUUAAAUUCUUUUAGCCCAGUAGGUAAAUUGCCCUUCACCUAGCCCAGACGUGCAAAGAUGUGCUGUCUCCAAUGGGGAGAGAGCCAAACCAGGGGUUAAGAGAUUCUGUUUUCUACAUUCCAGCACAAUUGGGAGUGGGGGUGGAUUAUUCAGUGUUUUCCCCCAGUUAACCUUUCGGAAAUCAAAACCUUUACUCUCCCCACCUUCUUCAUUUUCAUCCUCUCACCUCCUUCAUCUUCCUCCUCUUAGAGUGAAGAGUUUGCACAACUUUGCUGUCCCUCUGUAAGCCCCUCCCUCUCCCCAAGAACCCUCUCCAACAAAGCUGGAUCAACUGUGUAUGGGAGAUCUUAUGCGGAGGAAAUAAGAUCUGCUUGUGCACAGGAACACCCAUUUGGCCUCCUAGUGUUAAAAUAAAGGCUCAGACCGGUCGGAUGUGCCAGCCAGGCAGAGGAAGUCCACCUUUCCUCCCCACCUGUCCCCUGAGAUUCACACAGGCAAGGCUGAGAACAAGCCCUGCGCUCAUUGCUUUUUCCCCCAACCUCUUAGCAGUGUGGACACUGAUUAACUACAGCUGGGAUCUAGCUUGCCCAGCCAGUCUUUGAAAUCAAUCAAUGAGUUCCUUCGCGAGGAAUGCUCCCCCCUAACCGCGGAGGACGAGGUGGUGGCUGUCGUGGUCCUCUCCAGCAUGGGCGUCCUGGUUCUGCCUGCCUAAGUGAAGACAGAACUCUGCAAACGUUUAACUACACUAGAGUUCAGUAAAACAGAAACCUUUGUGUUACAAACAACACAAAAACGUCCAAAAUUUUCUCCUGAAUUAAGUUUUGCUUCAUCAGCUUGGAUGAAAUUUUGAUAUACUACAAGUGGAUAAAUAAUGUGCACUGCUCUGAGCCCAAAGGUACGCAGUGGACCUGGCCUCUCUGAUAUGCAUCAGUAUAGCCAGUGGCUGGCCAGCAGACAUGAAGCUAAUUUGCUACCGAUGAAAGAAGAUCUGGCCUUGUGGUUAACCAAUCUAUUAGGGAAGGAGAUAACAGCGGAAACUUUCAUGGAGAAAUUGGACAAUGGUGCCCUGCUCUGCCAACUUGCAGAAACUGUGCAGGAGAAAUUCAAAGAGAGCAUGGAGGCUAACAAGCCCACAAAGAGUCUGCCCUUGAAGAAGAUUCCAUGCAAAGCCAGCGCACCCUCAGGAUCCUUUUUCGCCCGAGACAAUACAGCGAAUUUCUUAUCCUGGUGCCGGGACUUAGGGGUAGAUGAGACAUGUCUGUUUGAAUCGGAAGGUUUGGUCCUCCACAAGCAACCCAGAGAAGUGUGUCUCUGUUUGCUAGAGCUUGGCCGGAUUGCAGCCAGGUAUGGCGUGGAGCCCCCUGGUUUGAUAAAGUUGGAAAAAGAGAUUGAACAAGAAGAAACCCUUUCUGCCCCUUCUCCUUCACCUUCUCCGUCAUCAAAGUCUGCUGGAAAAAAAAGUACAGGCAACUUACUGGAUGAUGCAGUGAAACGGAUUUCUGAAGAUCCUCCUUGCAAAUGCCCGAACAAAUUCUGUGUGGAGAGGCUCUCUCAAGGAAGGUACCGAGUGGGAGAAAAGAUCCUCUUCAUCAGGAUGCUGCACAACAAACACGUCAUGGUCCGUGUGGGAGGAGGAUGGGAAACUUUUGUGGGGUACUUGUUGAAACACGACCCCUGCCGGAUGCUGCAGAUCUCCCGUGUGGAUGGCAAAACAUCCCCCAUCCAGAGCAAAUCGCCGACCCUUAAGGACGUGAAUCCAGAUAAUUACCUGGUGGUCUCUGCCAAUUAUAAGGCUAAGAAGGAGAUUAAAUGAAACUAGUUGGUCACUACAAGGGGACUCUCAUAAUGGCCUGUAUCCACUUCUCCAGUGUAGUCAGUUUAGUUCACAUGCUCUGAAAAUUACUUUGGAAAAAGUCUUAACAGACAGACAAAUGCCAUCAUAUUGAAAAACAUCCAAAGAGUAGCACUAUUUAUUGUAAUGCUUCUAUAGAAAAUGACCUAUUAAGAGAAAUUCUAAACUCAGAUUUAAAUUAGACAAAUUGUAGGCAAAUUAUUAUUUCUCAGUAUGUGAACACAGUAUUUGAGAACACAAUAUUAGAAAUACAGCUCUAGCUAGAUAAAAAUUGUUAUUAGAAGAAAAUAUUUAGGAUUUACAGUUAAGUCAACAGAAGGUGCGUGCUGUAUGUCUACAGAGGAAAAGCACCCAGAGGCAUUUUUAUAAUUGCAGGAUUUUUAAGCUAAUUUUUAAAAAGUGACAAUUAGUGGGAUAAUGUGCUACUAAAAAUAUCCAACAGCACUAUAAGUACAGAGUAUUCACAACAGUAAUACUUUACUCGAAAGGCCACUUCAGAAAAGUUUACAUUCACCUGGAAGAGUGCCUUAAAGUUUAUCCCUUACCUAUGACCAAAUAUCUGGGGUACUUUUGGAAGUUUUCAGUAAACCCCUGGGAGAGUUGCUGAUGAAGCGUUUCACACAUUCCUGAGCACGUGGCUGUGUUGAGACAGUGUAAUUCAUACACGUAAGCUGACAUACGUUUAUAUUUUGACCGAGUAAAUUGUACAGUCACAUGUGCAUUGACUUCAUGUUAUUUUAAAGCAUUUCCUUGUUAAAAUAUAUCUUUAGUUAAUCCUACUUUGCUAUGCUGUCUAGUGAGGUAAAGUCACUGUAGCUAAUGAUGUUACAGACUUAUGUAUACUCUUGUGUACCUAGGACAGAGCUGUUUUGUACCCAUAAACAGCAAAAUAUUGUCCUCCCUGAUACAAGAAUUAAAAAGAUAAAUUUAAAAAAUCUCAUGUCUCUAGAUCAGUGCUUCAUUCUGAGACAAAGAUAAUCUUCAAAGGGUAACUUCCCCUGAGAGUUAGGGGAAGAGGCAAACGAUGGUUUCCGAGUACUUACUUCUUCCCUUUGGGCUGCUGAGUGCUGCUGGUGUGUGUUCUCCUUAGCGGGGAGUCUAGUUUAUCGUAGGUAGUCCCUUAGGUGCUACCUGGAGUAUAAAAUUACAGGCAGAGUUAAUUUGUCAUUGCCUUGUUUUUCAAUGGCAGCAAAAUCCACCUGUUUUGCUCCAGAAAAUCAGGGAGGACGUAUCUCAGUUUGUCACGUCACUGAUUUAGUCGAAGCAUACACGACCUGUUAACUGGGAGGUUUAAAACAACAGGCAUGGUAUAAUUUGGUGGUGCUGGAAGUGGUGAUAAUCAUUCUGGAAAAAAAAUGAAAGUUUUGUAGGAAAUAAAAUCAGCUUGGAACAGUGAAUAAUUGUAAUAUCUUUUAAAAUACAGAUAUUGCAUGAUUUGAA
Messenger RNA from Equus caballus (horse), 3774 nucleotides. RefSeq names its product growth arrest specific 2 (gene GAS2). The record is from RefSeq and is a predicted model, not a curated record. Gene Ontology annotation, molecular function: microtubule binding; actin filament binding; cytoskeletal adaptor activity. Gene Ontology annotation, biological process: actin crosslink formation. NCBI's taxonomy places the organism in Eukaryota, Metazoa, Chordata, Mammalia, Perissodactyla, Equidae. Gene Ontology annotation, cellular component: actin filament.